Molecule: messenger RNA, 1241 nt
Organism: Panicum virgatum (switchgrass)
Lineage: Eukaryota; Viridiplantae; Streptophyta; Magnoliopsida; Poales; Poaceae
Product: methylmalonate-semialdehyde dehydrogenase [acylating], mitochondrial-like
Exons: 8
Coding region: 459-1175 (238 amino acids)
Biological process (GO): thymine catabolic process; L-valine catabolic process
Cellular component (GO): mitochondrion
Molecular function (GO): methylmalonate-semialdehyde dehydrogenase (acylating, NAD+) activity; malonate-semialdehyde dehydrogenase (acetylating, [NAD(P)+]) activity
Source: RefSeq, a predicted model, not a curated record
UCGCCAUUUGGAAGUCCGCGCUGCAGGGUUAGGAAGCCCGAGCCUCCGAUUUUCCCCGGGGCGUUCCUUCCCCACCUCGACAGCUCGGGCACGGCUUCCCCGUCCGCGUCAUCGCGAGGGCCGCGACGGCCGAGACGGGAGGGAAACAUCGCAGCGCCACCUCCGGCGUCCACCCUGCGCCUCCGCCUCCGAGCUCCGCCACCCCUCCGCCCUGUGCAGCCGCCCCUCCGCCGCUCGACCUCCCCGUCGAUCUGCAGCUGCUCGGCCUCCCCAUCGAUCUGCAGCCGCUCGGCCUCCCCGUCGAUCUGCAGCCGCGCCUCCGGCUAGUCCGUCUCUACCUCGUCUUCCUCCUCGGCGCAUAUCUCGGCCAGCACUCCAUUCUUCAAGAACCCCUCCUUGUUCAUCUGCUCGCCGGUUAUUGGUGGCGGCGGCGGCGGCAGGAGGAGGUAGGUAAGGGGAUGGCGCAGCCGAGCAAGGAGCCGUGCAAGAAAGAGGCGUGCAACAUCCAGGCCUGUCUCUCCAAGAACAUGUUCGACUCCAGGAAGCGCUUGCUGAGGAGGCAAAGGCAAGAUAUGACAAGGCAAUCUUUAAAGCGUGUUCAGUGCAACAUGGGAGCAAACAAUCAUGCAAUUGUACUUCCUGAUGCUGACAGAGAUGCCACACUGAAUGCCCUUAUAGCUGCUGGGUUUGGUGCAGCAGGGCAGAGGUGCAUGGCAUUGAGCACUGCUGUUUUUGUUGGAGGUUCAGAAUCAUGGGAGGAUGAACUUGUGAAACGUGCAAGUGGCCUCGUUGUUAAUUCAGGAAUGGUUAAUGAUGCAGACCUUGGUCCAGUGAUCAGCAGACAGGCGAAGGACCGUAUCUGCAAGUUAGUCCAAAAUGGUGUUGACAGUGGUGCGCUUCUUUUGCUUGACGGGAGGGAUAUUGUGGUUCCGCAGUUUGAGGAUGGCAAUUUUGUUGGUCCGACCCUUCUGGCUGAUGAAGCCUGUUCACCGCGUGCUUCUACUUCUGCUGUUAGCCUGCCACGAGUCAUGCAAGUGCAGCUUCUGCUUCUGCGUGCUUCUGCUUCUGUCUUCAUGAAUUUCUCAAGAAUCUUAUCCUGUUGUGUGAUGGAUGAAUUGGACGUGUUGGGAUUUGAUCGAUGGGAAACUACUGUGGCUUGCAUUGCGAUCGGUUGAGAAUGAAUUGAAUUAUUUUGUACGUCGCAGAUUUUGAGUUUUCACACGUGCUUGGAUUUUGAGUUA